AUGAGUGAAAAGCUUAUUAACGAAGAAUAUAAAAUUUGGAAAAAGACAUCCCCACUAUUAUAUGAUUUGUUAUAUACUUAUUCUUGUGAUUUACCACCACUAUCAGUUAAGUGGCUGAAAACCUAUGAAACACUACUAAGUGAAAAUAAAGAACCUUAUAUUAAGGCAAACCUUUUGAUGGGUACACAUUCACAAGAUAAACAGAAUCAUAUUAGUAUGGUAUCUGUUUGUGUUCCCCCUACCUUAGCCCCUGAUUAUAAGCCAACAGAUUUAACGAUACCACAAAAUCUCUUAAAAUCCAGGCAAUUGAACGUUGUUCGAGAUUGGAAUCAUCCUGGAGAGGUAAAUAAGCUGCAGAUCAAUGAAUAUAACAAUUUAUUUGUCACGCACACUAACUCAGGGGAUAUUUUAUUAUUUGAUUUGAAGGACGAUAAGUUGAAGACUCAUAAGUCGACUUUAAAAUUUCAUACUAAGGAAGGUUUUGGUCUUGAAUGGAAUCCAGUUGAGCGCAAAAAGAAUUUACUACUGUCCUGUGCAGAAGAUUGUAAGAUUGCUCUUUGGGAUAUUAAUGAAAAAGUUUCAAAUGAAAUCAAGCCGAUUACUACUGUAUCCUCUCACGAAAGCAUCGUGAAUGAUAUAUCAUGGAAUAAAUCAAUUGAUUCUAUCUUCGCAUCCGUAUCUGAUGAUUCAUCCUACCAAAUUCAUGAUAUUAGAUUGAACACGGGUCCAAUAAUCCACAUUACAGAUGCUCAUCACAAUCCUGAUUCAGAGAAUACUGUCAAUUAUCCAAUUAAUUCAGUUGAAUUUAACGACUCAGUUUCAACACUUUUUGCGACAGGCGGAUCUGAUAAUUCUAUUCAAAUAUGGGACUUAAGAAAUCCAACGAUUCCCUUAAGGAGGUUAAUUGGUCAUAAGGGUCCAGUGAUCGGUCUGAAGUUCCACGAAAACUAUUUGAUGUCUUCAUCCGUUGAUCACAGAACGUUAAUCUGGGAUUUAAAUAAGCUAGAUGAAGGUGAGCCUGAUAAGAGAAAGAGCGAGUACAUGGAUCCAUGUCUCUCUUUUAUGCACGGUGGUCAUACAGGCAAAGUAUGUGAUAUAGAUUGGCAUCCAGUCCUAGACAAUCUUAUUGUUACAGCAGCAGAAGAUGGCCUCUUAGAAGUUUGGAAGCCUGCACAUUUAGGAUAUGAAUAUGAGGAAGAGGUCGAUGAGAAGCUAAAAGAAGGAGGAGUUGGAGAGGAAGAAAAAAAAGAAAUUGCCCUUGAGAACAAUGUAAACAACUAA
Messenger RNA from Pichia kudriavzevii, 1281 nucleotides. RefSeq lists its product as uncharacterized. NCBI's taxonomy places the organism in Eukaryota, Fungi, Ascomycota, Pichiomycetes, Pichiales, Pichiaceae. Bases 1 to 1281 code for a protein of 426 amino acids. Gene Ontology annotation, biological process: regulation of gene expression. Gene Ontology annotation, cellular component: Rpd3L-Expanded complex; Rpd3L complex; cytoplasm. The transcript has a single exon. Gene Ontology annotation, molecular function: histone binding. The record is from RefSeq and is a predicted model, not a curated record.